AUGAAACUCAUCCUUGACCUCUUCGUCGUUUUGAUCAUCUCGUCUUACACAGGUUCUACACAAGUCAUACUCAAAAAGGGCUGCACUCUGCAUCAAUCGGUACUCGUAUGCAGGGAAGUGGUACCCAGUGGAGAGGACCUGCAAAGUCCAGGGAUCCAAACCUUGGUAAUGUCCCAGCUACCAGAGGGAACAUGUCUCUCCUUGGUGGAUCCACAGCUAGCCACCAGCGGCAUUCAGAAGAUUGAGGUUCAGCGGUCCUUCAUCGACAGGGUGGAGGAAGGCUACUUUGCCAAAGUUGGAGGAAAGAAUAAACUGAAGCGUUUGACGCUCAGAAACGUUCAAGGCUCGGCAGUGGUGGACAGAAACAUGCUUCAGGGGUUGGAAAAGUCCUUAAAUUAUUUGGUGGUGACGAACGGCCUCAAGGUCAACAUUGCCGACCUAACAAAAAUGGAAUAUCUCUCAGAUUUAGAAUUAAUGAGCACGGAGGUUGUUGGAACAGCAGCAGAUUUCGAGAAACUCCUACCUCGGCUACGCUCACUGGAUAUAAAGAAAUGUAAGAGUUUGCAGUUACCAUGGGAGGCAUUGGUCAAAUGGUUAACAGAAAGUGACGCCCGCCGCCUGAAAAUUAAUGACAAUGAUUGGAUUUGCAAUUGUUCCAUGGCGAAGCUUAAGCACUUACAACCGGGUGUUGUGCAAAGUGAGCUGCAAAAGCUGAAGUGUGCAGGACCACCAAAUAUCGCUGGAAAGCAGUUAUUCGAGCUUUCAGAGAAGGAACUCUGCCCAGAGGGUGAACUGGAUAUGGAGCAGAAAGGCGAAAAGGGACCUUUGGAGACCUCAAGCAGCACCAGAGGGGAUAUUAGUGGUGGAAGUAGUAGUGGCAGUAACAUUGGUGGAUCUAACCCCGGAAUUUCUAGUGGACAACAAGGAAAAAGCGAUGACGGGGGAAAGAGCGGCGCCAUGCGAACUGAGGUGAUUAUCGGGGGCACGGUGCUCAAACUCUCCGCUCACCGCCUUUCAGUCUUUGGAUUGCCAUUUCAUUCGCCUCUGCCGCCACCACUGUCAGAAGAGGCGAUUAAUGAAGAGGGCAGCUGA
This is a messenger RNA of Hydatigera taeniaeformis, 1092 nucleotides long. The record is from the annotation of a GenBank genome assembly. Lineage: Eukaryota; Metazoa; Platyhelminthes; Cestoda; Cyclophyllidea; Taeniidae.